Mya arenaria is the source of this 3878-nucleotide messenger RNA. RefSeq names its product V-type proton ATPase 116 kDa subunit a 1-like. Gene Ontology annotation, cellular component: vacuolar proton-transporting V-type ATPase, V0 domain; vacuolar proton-transporting V-type ATPase complex; plasma membrane. Gene Ontology annotation, molecular function: proton-transporting ATPase activity, rotational mechanism; ATPase binding. The transcript has 25 exons. Lineage: Eukaryota; Metazoa; Mollusca; Bivalvia; Myida; Myidae. Gene Ontology annotation, biological process: vacuolar acidification; proton transmembrane transport. Bases 154 to 2856 code for a protein of 900 amino acids. The record is from RefSeq and is a predicted model, not a curated record.
AAGGGUACCAGUCUACCUUAAUAUGACUUUUCUGUUGUGAUUUCCGUUCAAAGAUAUUUCCGCUUCCGGUUGUCAGCUGACAGGCAAACUUUGGACCGAAGAACAUUCAAGCGCCGUAAUAUUUGUUGAGUCUUAAACAAAGAAAUUUCCAACAUGGGGUCACUUUUCCGGAGUGAAGAGAUGACCUUGUGUCAGCUCUUUCUACAGUCCGAUGCUGCCUAUGCCUGUGUGUCUGAACUGGGUGAAAUGGGCCUAGUACAGUUUAAAGAUUUGAAUCCAGAUGUAAAUGCUUUUCAAAGGAAGUUUGUGAAUGAAAUUAUGAGAUGUGAGGAGAUGGAAAGGAAACUAAGAUACAUUGAGAAAGAAUUGAAGAAGGACAAACUGAAGAUCCCAGACUCUGAUUCAAACCCCAAAGCCCCAGCUCCAAAAGAAAUGAUAGAUCUUGAAGCAACAUUUGAGAAGAUUGAGUCGGAGCUGCGGGAGGUGAACACGAAUGCUGAGGCCCUGAAACGUAACUACCUGGAACUCACUGAGCUAAAGGAGGUCCUUACAAAAACUCAGACAUUCUUCAGAGAGUAUGGCGUGGGUGAGCAAGGUCAUGGUCACCACAAUGUUGUGGAGGACGCCCAACACGCCCUGGUACCGGAGGAGAGGGUCGGCUCUGUACAACUCGGGUUUAUAGCUGGUGUGAUACCCCGAGAGAAGGUUCCGGCGUUCGAGAGAAUGUUAUGGUUUGCGUGCCGUGGGAAUGUGUUCCUCAGACAGGACGAGAUCAUGCAGGCACUUGAGGACCCACACAGUGGCGAUGCCAUCCACAAGUCUGUGUUUAUUGUGUUUUUCCAAGGGGAACAACUCAAGGCUAGAGUGAGGAAAAUCUGUGAGGGGUUCCGUGCGACACUGUACCCAUGCCCGGAGACAGCCCAGGAGAGAAUGGACAUGCUACGAGGGGUCACCACCCGCCUAGAAGACCUUGAAAUCGUGUUGAAGCAGACCAAGGACCACAGGUAUCGAGUGCUGCUCAAUGCUCAGAAAGAGAUUCACAACUGGAUCAUCAAGGUGAAGAAGAUCAAGGCCAUCUAUCACACGUUGAACAUGUGUAGUUUUGAGCACUCACGUAACAAUCUGAUCGCUGAGUGCUGGGCACCCGCCAAGGUGCUGGAAGAGGUACAGGCUGCUCUCCGGCACGGCCAGGAGAUGAGCGGAAGCAGCGUGCCCAACAUCCUGCACAAAAUGAGCACUAAGGACAUCCCACCCACAUACUUCAUGACGAACCGCUUCACGAAGGUCUUCCAAAGUAUCGUCCAUGCUUAUGGAGUGGCUGGCUACAGGGAGGUAAACCCAGCUCUGUACACGAUCAUUUCGUUCCCUUUCCUGUUUGCGGUGAUGUUUGGUGACACUGGCCAUGGAUUCAUCAUGUUCCUGUUUGGACUCUGGAUGGUUGUCUCAGAAAAAAAGUUGGACCAAAAGAAGAACGACAAUGAAAUUUUCAAGAUGAUGUUUGGAGGUCGGUACAUAAUCUUGUUGAUGGGCCUGUUCUCCCUGUAUACGGGCCUCAUCUACAACGACAUCUUCUCCAAGUCACUUAACUUGUUUGGCUCUUCCUGGAAGUUUAACUACACGCAGGAGACGCUGGAUGGGUCAUUCUCCCUGCAGAUGAAGCCGGAAGAUAUUUUUGACGAUGCCACCACCGGGGCAUACCCUCUGGGGCUUGACCCUGUGUGGCAGGCAAGCAUCAACAAGAUCACAUUCACCAACUCUUUCAAGAUGAAGCUGUCAGUGAUCAUGGGCGUCCUCCAGAUGGCCAGCGGUGUCCUGCUAAGUGUCUUCAACCACCUGCACUUCAAGCACUACAGCUUUGUUCUGGUGCAGUUUGUCCCGGAGAUCCUGUUCCUGUUGUGUAUCUUUGGCUACCUACUUGCCCUUAUCUUCUUCAAGUGGCUCACCAUCAACGCCCACUGUGCUUCGUGUGCACCAUCACUCCUUAUACACUUCAUCAACAUGUUCCUGUACAAGUAUGAAGAGCCAGCAAACAUUAAUGGCACAGUGCCGGCCUUCCACUGUGACAACAUGGGACCGUUUGGAAAUUACUCUCAGUUCGAGAUGAAAUGCACGGGGCAAACCGUCUUCUACCCACACCAGAAAGAGAUCCAGACUGCGCUACUGUUGGUUGCAGUGUUGUGUAUCCCGAUUCUCCUGCUGGUGAAGCCGUUCCUCCUCCGUGCCCAGCACAACGCCAAGAUGCAGAGGAAAGCAGGUCUCGGCGCUCGGUCACACGAACAUUUGGUGUCCAGCGAAGUUCUUCCCGGACAGGAACCGGGUCCGGCAGAAAGUCAGAAAACUGGCAUUGAGUUGUCGGGUUUAUCAGCAUCCGAAGUGGACAUCAGUACAAGUGUAUCCAUCAAUGGGGGUCGGGGAGAUGCUGUCAUGACCAUGGAGGAGGAGGAAGAGGGGGAUGCAGAGGCUGAGUUUGACACUGGUGAAGUGUUUGUUGGUCAGGCCAUCCACACUAUCGAGUACUGCCUGGGUUGUGUUUCCCAUACUGCCUCAUAUCUCCGGCUGUGGGCUCUCAGUCUGGCUCAUGCUCAGUUGUCGGAGGUGUUGUGGAACAUGUUAUUCCGGAUGGGUUUGAAGAUGGACCUGCCAUAUGUUGGCAGUAUCCUGGUGUUUGCAUGUUUUGGAGCCUUCGCUGUCCUCACCAUUGCCGUGCUGCUGGUCAUGGAGGGGCUGUCGGCAUUCCUGCAUGCCCUCCGUCUUCAUUGGGUGGAGUUCCAGAGCAAGUUCUACCAUGGAGAUGGGUACUUGUUCGAUCCCUUCAACUUCAAGGAGCAGAUGGACCCAACACUUGAUGACCAGUAAGCCAGGCUGUGUGACUGCAAAUUUGUGUCGCCAAUGAUCCUGUGAUAAAUUGGGACCUGCUGUCAGAAGUUGUACUUCUAUAUAAUAUUAUAAACAUAAAAAAUGUGAACUUUAAAAUCCAAUUGCUUAUCCAAAAUCCCUUGUAUUCAAGUUUAAGUUUUUCAUUAUUUAAAUAGAUGCAAAAUGGUAUUGGUAUUUUGUAUUUGCUUGUCGAGUUUAAAAUGUGAAAUAUUCUAGUGUAUUGACCCAAAUCUUGAAAUACUGUACAAGUGUUCUAUCAUUUGUUAAAAACUUACUGUCAUUCGUCAGACUGACUUUUCGAUAUUUAUUAUUUAGAAUACAGUAUAUGUCCUAUCAAUGGUGCUUUUGAUAAAUUUUGUUUAAGUACGAUUUAAAAGUCAUAUUAAGAAAAAAAAUGUAAAAAUAUGUGCCUUAUGUAUAUUGUGCCUGUUUUUAUUCGAUUCACACUGUCCCAUCAGUCCAGAACAAAGUGUUCGCACAAUAACUUGACAAUGGUUUCAUCUACAAAUACUUUAGUUCAAUUGUAGUUGGCCCUUGACCAGUAGAUGACCCCUGUUUUAAAGUUUAGGGCGACUUUUUUAACAUUUUUGAUUUUUUUUUUGUAUGUACUGCAAAUUAAGAACCAUUUAAUGUCAGACUGUCAAACUCCAUUGGUAGGUUGCCCUUCAUCAGUAGAUGACCCAUGUUUUUGGGUCACUACCUUACUGUCAACAAUAUUUAAGAACUUUGUCUUGUAAAAAGUGGUCCCCUGCUAAAAGUAGUGUUAUUGCUAGUGAAAAUAAUCCAGAAAAAGGCUACUUCAUUGGACCAACAUCUGAGCGAUGAAGUUUCCAGAAAUUAGUUGUCGUUUUGGUUUUGUGAUUAUUAUUAUUAUCUUUAUGGUUAUUAAAGCUAAAUGCUCACAAUGUUUUAAUGUACAUUUACACUUUUGAUACAGUGGCAUUUGAAUAAUAUAUAACUGUCUUCCAUUCCUUAUAAAUAAAUAAAUGAAGUAGCAAAUA